AUGCAGCCUUACUAUGAAAAUGAAAUUCCCAAUAAUACCCUCUACCAUCAUCAACAACCACAACUCACCAUUGAUAAUUCUCACUCCUCCAUUCUCUCCACCCCUCAACUUCCCUUAACACCAAACCACAUUCAUCACCCUAUUCUCCAACGUUAUCACCAUUCACAUUCUCCACAGCACCGACAACAAUAUCAACAACAACAAGUAACAUAUUCUUUGAGUGACACUGUUGUAAACCGUUACAUCGAAUGCGAAGGAGUAUCUUUUUGGAAAGCAUUCAACAACACAGUGCAACAAGAAAAUGAAAACCAAACCGAGACAUGUUUGGUUUCAGACAACAACUUGGACGAGCUUGAAGCUGUAUACAAAAACAAACUAGGUCGGAGUGGAGACGAUUCCAAGAGGAAGAAGAUGAGAAAGAAGAAAGUAGUGAAGGAAGAACUGGGUAUGAUGAACUCGUUUUUGAAGAGGUUGGUGAAACGUGUGGUGAAUCAUCAAGAGGUUCUUCAGAAUAGAUUGUUGGAGGUGAUUGAUAGAAUGGAGAGAAAACGAAUAGAGAGGGAAGAAAAUUGGAGGCGUGAAGAGAAUGAGUUGUAUGAAAAAGAAGCUAUUGUGAAAGCUCGUGAGAGAGAUCUUGCUAAACGAAGAGAGUCUUCCAUUGUUUCAAGCAUAGAGAAAAUUACUGGUAGAAAAUUCUUUUUUGUUUCUGACAGUACUCAUCAUAAUUGA
Molecule: messenger RNA, 729 nt
Organism: Vicia faba (fava bean)
Lineage: Eukaryota; Viridiplantae; Streptophyta; Magnoliopsida; Fabales; Fabaceae
Source: the annotation of a GenBank genome assembly